Molecule: messenger RNA, 939 nt
Organism: Cynara cardunculus var. scolymus (artichoke)
Lineage: Eukaryota; Viridiplantae; Streptophyta; Magnoliopsida; Asterales; Asteraceae
Product: chromatin remodeling protein SHL-like
Exons: 5
Coding region: 76-723 (215 amino acids)
Molecular function (GO): chromatin binding
Source: RefSeq, a predicted model, not a curated record
GCAAACGGAAGAACCCUAGAUUCUUAUACCGUCAAUGGCGUUGAUAAAUCCAUAAGACCCGGCGAUUGCGUGUUGAUGAGGCCACACGAUCCAUCGAAGCCGUCGUAUAUAGCGAAAGUGGAGAAGAUUGUAUCGGACGACAGAGGAAGCAACGUGAAGGUUCACGUACGGUGGUACUACCGGCCAGAGGAAGUAGUCGGCGGUCGGAAACAGUUUCACGGAACCAAAGAAGUAUUUCUCUCCGAUCACUAUGAUGUUCAAGGCGCGGAUACAAUUGAAGGCAAGUGUAAGGUCCACACGUUCAAGAACUAUACAAAGCUCGAUGCCAUUGGUAACGACGAUUUCUACAGUCGUUUCCAGUAUUACUCUUCCACCGGAGACUUCAAUCCCGAUAGAAUUGCCGUGUACUGCAAAUGUGAGAUGCCUUACAAUCCUGAUGACUUAAUGAUUCAGUGUGAUGGCUGCCGUGAUUGCCUCGUGGUUCAGGUUUCAUCCUGCUUGUAUAGACAUGACAGUGGAGGAGGCUACACAAAUGGAGCACUUCUUGUGCCAGAGUUGUUUGUCAGAAGAGCAAAAGGUUCUCCAAAAUUCUCAUGCUAUUUCCAGGCCUGCAGUCAUGAAGGUAGACACAAAGCGCCGGCGAACGUGAUGUACAGGUAUAGUGAACCAAAAAUCUUGUUGAAUAUACAAAAGCUUUCAAACUUGGAGAGGAUGAAAGGAUAGUAGCAACUUAACACUAAUAUGCAAUGGAAACCACAUUUUGACUUUAUUUUUGUGCAUAUAUAUGUACAUAUACAUAUAUUUCCCUUUUGAUUGGUUGGACUUCUAAGUGUUUGUAGCCUAUGUUUGUUUAUGUGAGCUAGGAUCCAAUCAGUUUCUUUUUAUCUAUAUAGCAUUAUCACUAAACGUUUCUUUGACGUUUAUAACAUGUAUCUUUUA